Xenopus tropicalis (tropical clawed frog) is the source of this 855-nucleotide messenger RNA. Its product is annotated as Fc receptor-like protein 3. The record is from RefSeq and is a predicted model, not a curated record. The transcript is spliced from 5 exons. Bases 1 to 855 code for a protein of 284 amino acids. NCBI's taxonomy places the organism in Eukaryota, Metazoa, Chordata, Amphibia, Anura, Pipidae.
AUGUCAUCCCUGGCUUUGAUAUUCGCUAUUUCGCUCAGCCUGGAAUUCUCUGGAGGCACCAUCAGACCAGUGGUUUCUCUCUGGCCAAACUGGGUCCCAGUCUACUAUGGAGACUCUGUGACUCUGAUCUGUAAUGUGCCUCUAUUGGCCGAGGGGAACCAAAGGUUUACAUGGUACCGGGACAAUGAUGAACUGAGGAAACAUGAGCAGAACCUCACUAUCCCAUCAGCGCAUCGGAGUGACCGUGGGAAUUACCAGUGCCGGACAGAUACCAGUGAUAAAAGUGACGCCCUGAGACUGGAAGUGAAUGAUGAUUUGGUUAUACUACAGGCUCCUCCUACUGUUCGGCUAGGGGAUUCGUUGACCAUUAGAUGCCACGGUUCGAAUCUUUAUAAAGACGAUGGCACUGUGUUUUACAAGGAUGAUAUUUUAAUCCAAUCACCAGUCCAUAAAUCGGUUUUAAAUGUGGGAGAGGCAGAUAAGAACAAGACUGGCAUUUACAAAUGUUCUAAAUUACAUGGGCGUUCCUCUUUGGAAUUCAGUAAAGAACAAUUUAUUUAUGUUGAAGAGCUGUUCAGUCCCCCACAAAUAAAAGUGAGCCCAGAUCAGGUGACAGAAGGAGAUCACAUGACCAUAACAUGUGGCACAAAGCUCCGCCCACACAGAGAGACUACAGAGCUGCAGUUUGCUUUCUACAGAAAUGGGCACAAUGUGCAGGGAUUCAGUUUAUCCAACCAAUAUGGAGUCCCCUCAGCUCAGCUGGAGGAUUCUGGGAAUUAUACCUGUGAGGUACAGACUCCAACCGGCAGUGUGAGCAAGAACAGCAGUGAGGUGAAUGUGCAGAUCCAAGGUUAG